This is a messenger RNA of Chiloscyllium plagiosum (whitespotted bambooshark), 997 nucleotides long. Lineage: Eukaryota; Metazoa; Chordata; Chondrichthyes; Orectolobiformes; Hemiscylliidae. The record is from RefSeq and is a predicted model, not a curated record.
UUACACCGUAACCCCACUCAGUUGCACUGUAUCACCGCUCAGUUACACUGUAACCCCGCUCAGUUACACUGUAACCCCGCUCAGUUACACCGUAACCCCGCUCAGUUACACCGUAUCCCCGCACAGUUACACCGUAUCCCCGCUCAGUUACACCGUAUCCCCGCUCAGUGACACCGUAACCCCGCUCAGUGACACCGUAACCCCGCUCAGUUACACCGUAUCCCCGCUCAGUUACACCGUAUCCCCAAUCAGUUACACCAUAUCCCCGCUCAGUUACACCGUAUCCCCGCACAGUUACACCGUAUCCCCGCACAGUUACACCGUAUCCCCGCACAGUUACACCGUAUCCCCGCUCAGUGACACCGUAUCCCCGCACAGUUACACCGUAUCCCCGCACAGUUACACCGUAUCCCCGCUCAGUUACACCGUAACCCCGCUCAGUUACACCGUAACCCCGCUCAGUUACACCGGAUACCCGCUCAAUUACACCGUAUCCCCGCUCAGUUACACCGGAACCCCGCUCAGUUACACCGUAUCCCCGCUCAGUGACACCGGAACCCCGCUCAGUGACACCGGAACCCCGCUCAGUGACACCGGAACCCCGCUCAGUUACACCAUAACCCCGCUCAGUUGCACUGUAUCCCCGCUCAGUUACACUGUAACCCCGCUCAGUUACACCGUAACCCCGCUCAGUUACACCGUAACCCCGCUCAGUUACACCGGAUACCCACUCAAUUACACCGUAACCCCGCUCAGUUACACCGUAACCCCGCUCAGUUACACCGUAACCCCGCUCAGUGACACCGUAACCCCGGUCAGUGACACCGGAACCCCGCUCAGUUACACCGUAACCCCACUCAGUUGCACUGUAUCCCCGCUCAGUUACACUGUAACCCCGCUCAGUUACACCGUAUCCCCGCUCAGUUACACUGUAUCCCCGCCAGUUACACUGUAUCCCCGCUCAGUUACACUGUAUCUCCGCUCAGUUACGCUGUAA